Molecule: messenger RNA, 1260 nt
Organism: Paraglomus occultum
Lineage: Eukaryota; Fungi; Glomeromycota; Glomeromycetes; Paraglomerales; Paraglomeraceae
Source: the annotation of a GenBank genome assembly
AUGAGCGGAAUGAGCAAUGCAGAACAACAGCAAUAUUAUCAGACCUUUCUAGCCUUAAAUCCUAUAAACGGCUAUAUAGGAGGCGCACAGGCGAGAGAAUGGCUAAUAACUUCCGGUCUGCCUAUUAAGGCUCUCGAACAAAUAUGGGAUCUUUGCGACAUUGACAAAGACGGGCGGCUAGAUUUUGACGAGUUUGUCGUAACCUAUAAGCUGACCAAAGAUCUCAGUAGUGGACUCUAUUCUGAUAUUCCACAGGCUCUUCCAGCACACAUGAUCCCUCAAAGUAAAAUACAUUUACUUGGGGGGAAUUUUGGCGGUGGGCAAAGGAGCUUCAGUACCUCGCCCAGUUUAUUCCCACAACAGACUAGCUCAAUACCUACUGGUGUUGGCGGUUUGGGAUAUCAAACACAACAGAUUGCACCUCCACCUGUCCCACAGCAAAGUUUUGGUGCAUUUCCUACCGCACCAUUAACGGAUGAUUUUGACUGGUAUAUACCGCCUGCAGACAAAUUCAACUAUGAAAAUCUAUACUCAAAACGAGCUAACAUUCACGGAUACGUUCGAUUCGAGUUUUUCGAAGAUCUUUUUCAACAACUUGGCCUUUCUCCGGAGGAAUGUUACGGCGCAUGGAAAAUGGUCGAUGUGAAUAUAGAACAACAGCUCGGCAAAGAUGCAGCUCUUGUAUUCUUGCAUAUACUUAAUCAACGCAGUAAGGGUAGGCGUAUUCCGAAUCAAAUGCCGAAGCCGCUGAGGACAUCACUGAUGAGGGGGAAACUAGAUUAUAAUUAUAAUGAGGCUUUGGAUUCAUCUUCGUCAAAGUCGCGAUCAAGCUCAGGAUCGACGAGGAUGUCGGGUGAGUUGGAACUUUACAACAGUUCUUGUGCAGUCGAUACGCUACCCAAGAAAGAAGAGGAACAGCUUUUGAAGCAGAUCGCAGAACUCGAUGAAAAAAUAAAAACAGCUGAGGAACGGGCUCUUUCUAAUUAUACAUCGGCUUUUUCAUCCAAUUCGACUCCCAAAUCGGAAUUUACUCAACUUUACGAGUUUAAAAAGCGGCAGCUGGCUGCGUUGUCCAAUCGUGAUAGGCAGAGUGGUACCUUGGAAGAUUUUAUUCGGAGGGAAAGGUCAUGUCUUAGAGAAUUACAAGAUGGAAUGAGCCAAUUGAAAACGCAAGUGACGUUGCUUGAAGCACUUCUCGAUGCCGGUAAGGCUGAUUUAAGACAUUUGGAGAGGGAUAUUGAGAGUGAGAAGGUCGGGUAG